This is a messenger RNA of Botrytis sinoallii, 832 nucleotides long. RefSeq lists its product as uncharacterized. NCBI's taxonomy places the organism in Eukaryota, Fungi, Ascomycota, Leotiomycetes, Helotiales, Sclerotiniaceae. The coding region runs from base 1 to 384 and encodes 127 amino acids. Gene Ontology annotation, molecular function: peroxidase activity. The record is from RefSeq and is a predicted model, not a curated record. The transcript is spliced from 2 exons.
AUGUUUGGUAAAAUAAUCUUCUUGGCAGCAGCGUUGCCAGUUUUUCUUGCAAAUGCUCAAGGGAGCUUCACGAAUUGGUCACCACCUGGUCCAGGUGAUGUUCGUUCUCCAUGUCCUGCGAUGAACUCCCUCGCCAACCAUGGAUUUCUCCCACAUGAUGGAAAAGGGAUCACGGUCCCUGAUGUUAUCACCGCGUUAGAUGCUGCUUUGAACGUGGGUGUCGAUUUUGCCACAGCCAUUGGCACCGCCGGUCUACUGUCAGUUCAAGGCAAUCUCUUCGCUACAUCUUUCAACCUCGAUGAUCUAAACGAGCACAAUUUUCCCAUCGAACACGACGGAUCGCUUUCCAGGCGCCGACUACUACUCCUCUCCAAACCACGAUGACUAUUCAUUCAACCAAACAAUCUUCAACCAAUUUCUCUCAUUCUUCACUUCCCCCCAAACAUCCAUCCCCGUCGCCGCAGCCGCCAAAUACGCACGUGUGAAAUAUGAAGAAGAGCAUGAUCCACAUUUUUCAUACUCGGCUCAGCAUUUUGUAUUGAGCUAUGGAGAGACGGCGUUGUAUUUGAGUACGCUAGGGGAUCCGGUGGAGGGGAUCGCGGAUGUAGAGUGGGUGAGGGUUUUCUUUGAGGAGGAACGGUUGCCGUAUCGAGAAGGGUGGAGAAGAGGGAGUGUGCAAACGAAUUUGGCGAGUUUGGCGGUGAUGAUCGAGAGGUUGAUGUUGGCUAAUGAGGAGGUGUUGCCUGAGGGCUUGGAGGUGACGGCGCAGACGGUGGGGAUUGCUUUUGGGGGGUAUGAUCCGCUUACGGGGGUGUUGGGUCAUGUGGUUGGG